UUUUUGAUUCUCUAAUUCUAAUCUUCAACGCAAUGCAGCUUUCGUACUCCAAUAACAUUAAAGUUAUUAAUUUGAAUAGUACAAAAUUAAUACCUGAGUGGAUAUCAGAAAAGAAACGUCGAAAAUUAGAAAAGCAGGAUGUCGACAUUCGGAAAAGAGUUCAAUUAUUACAAAACCUUGAGAUGCCUUCAGUUAGUCGAACAAUUUCCUUUUCUUCCGAUGGAAACUACCUUUUUACGACAGGCUCUUACAAGCCAACUUUAAAGUGCUUUGAUUUAAAUGAACUAUCACUUAAAUUUGAACGCGGCCUGGAUGCAGAUGUUGUUAAAUUUCAGUUAUUGAGUGAUGAUUACACAAAAUUUAUUUUACUUGAAGAAGAAAGAUUUGUUGAAUUCCACACGGGCUAUGGACGAUAUUUUCGACUGAGGAUACCACAUUUUGGCAGAGAUAUUUCAUUCUGCCGAGAAAUAAGUGAAGCAUACAUUGCUGGCUGUCGAAACGAAAUUUUUCGGCUUAACUUGGAGCUCGGACGUUUUCAUGAACCUUUGUAUAGUCAAUCAGAGUCUUUAACAUGUUGUCAGUUUAAUGACCAACACCAACUUUUUGUUUGCGGGACAACUGAUGGAAAAGUCGAAGCAUGGGAUUAUCGUGAUCGAUCACGUGCUGCUGUUCUUGAUUGUGUGUUAAAUAAGGCUAUAGCUAUGGAAUUGGAUCUUGAUAGCAGUCUUUGUUUCAAGGAUGCACUUCAUUUGGCUGUUGGUUUGAGCAAUGGAUAUAUUCUUCUCUAUGAUAUCCGGUCAUCGCAACCUUAUCUUACAAAAACUCAUAAUUUUGGAUUGCCAAUAACUCGAUUAGAAUUUGCCUUAAAUCAAGAAGUUGUUUUGAGUAUGGAUGGACGUGCUUUAAAAAUAUGGAAUGAACACAAUGGACAACCUUUUACAAGUAUAGAACCUGGUUCUGACCUCAAUGAUUUUGCUCAUUACCAAAAUUCUGGUAUAAUAUUUUUCGCUAAUGAUGAUCCAAAAAUCAAACAAUAUUUUAUUCCUGCACUCGGUCCAGCUCCAAAAUGGUGUUCUCAUUUGGAGUCAAUAUCGGAAGAAUUGGAAAUUGACAAUAAUUCCAAUGUUUACGAUGAUUUUAAAUUUGUAACAAGAACACAAAUGGAUGAAUUUGGUCUGCAACACUUAAUUGGAACUAAUGCGGCAAGAGCAUAUAUGCAUGGUUAUUUUAUUGAGAUGAAAGCUUACACAAAGGCGAUAGGGCAAAAUAAAUUAAGUGCUGUUGAGGAAUAUAGGGAACGAAAAUUGAAAGAGAAACUAGAAAAAGAACGUCAAGUCUCAUUUGUGAAGCGUACAACUUCUGUUAUAUUGCCUAAAGUAAAUCGAGAGCUGGCAAGUAGAUUACAAUCGGAUGUUGGUUUUGUAGAAGAAUCUGGAGAGUCUUCAAAAAUGAAUAAUUCAUCGAAUUAUUUAUUAACUGACCAACGAUUUUCUGGAUUAUUUAAUGACCCUGAUUUUGAAAUUGUUGAAGACAGUGAACAAUACAAGCAAUUGGCUCCAAUGAUGAAAAAAUUGGAAGUAAAAAAGAAGAAAAAUGAAAAAAGAAUUGAAGAAAAGAAAAGAAAUAUACAAAAUGAUGAAAUGACCGAAAUGGAUGAGGAUAAUGAAUUUUCAACUUAA
This is a messenger RNA of Meloidogyne enterolobii, 1679 nucleotides long. The record is from the annotation of a GenBank genome assembly. Lineage: Eukaryota; Metazoa; Nematoda; Chromadorea; Rhabditida; Meloidogynidae.